Molecule: messenger RNA, 2488 nt
Organism: Hypomesus transpacificus
Lineage: Eukaryota; Metazoa; Chordata; Actinopteri; Osmeriformes; Osmeridae
Product: frizzled-5-like
Exons: 2
Coding region: 79-1818 (579 amino acids)
Biological process (GO): non-canonical Wnt signaling pathway; canonical Wnt signaling pathway
Cellular component (GO): plasma membrane
Molecular function (GO): Wnt-protein binding; Wnt receptor activity
Source: RefSeq, a predicted model, not a curated record
ACGGAAUAAAAAAAUUGCGCACAACAAAUUGACAGAAGAUUUUUGGCUUGUGAUAUAUGUGUCUUGAGAGAUUUUGAGAUGGCAGCCACCAUGAGCUCCCCUCCUCUCCCUGUCUGCGUUUUGUGGUUCAUCCUGCUGGGUCCACAGCUGGCUCACGCAGCCUCCAAGGACAUAGUGUGUGAGCCCAUCACGGUGCCCAUGUGUAAGGGCAUCGGCUACAACCUCACCUACAUGCCCAACCAGUUCAACCAUGACACCCAGGAUGAGGUGGGCCUGGAGGUGCACCAGUUCUGGCCCCUGGUGAGGAUCCACUGCUCGGCCGACCUGCUGUUCUUCCUCUGCAGCAUGUACACCCCCAUCUGCAUCCCGGACUACCGCAAGCCCCUCCCGCCCUGCCGCUCGGUGUGCGAGCGAGCCAAGCGAGGCUGCUCGCCCCUCAUGAGCCAGUACGGCUUCGAGUGGCCCGAGAGGAUGAGCUGCGAGCGACUGCCCGAGCUGGGCGACGCCGAGAGGCUCUGCAUGGACCGCAACAGCAGCGAGGUCACCACCCUGACCCCGGCCUUCCCCAAGCCCACCCCCAAGCCCCCUCACAACCCCCUGCGCCGCAGGCCCCCCGCGCCCAAGAGCCAUGGCCACCAGGAGUGCGACCGCGACUGCCGCUGCCGCCGCCCUCUGGUGCCCGUCAAGAGCGACGCCCACCCGUUCUCCUCCCGGGUCCACACGGGCCCCGUGCCUGACUGUGCCCUGCCCUGCCGCCAGCCCUACUUCAGCCAGGACGAGCACACCUUCACGGGCCUGUGGCUGGGGCUGUGGUCGGUGCUCUGCUUCCUGUCCACCCUCACCACCGUGGCCACCUUCCUCCUCGACAGGGAGCGCUUCAAGUACCCGGAGCUGCCCAUCAUCUACCUGGCAGCCUGCUACCUGUGUGUGUCUCUGGGCUACCUGGUGCGGUUGGCCGUGGGGCACGAGAGGGUGGCGUGCUCCGAGGACCGCCAGCACGUCCUGUACGACACGUCGGGCCCGGCCCUGUGCACUCUGGUCUUCCUGCUGGUGUUCUUCUUCGGCAUGGCCGGGUCUAUCUGGUGGGUGGUGCUGUCCCUCACCUGGUUCCUGGCGGCGGGUUUGAAGUGGGGCAGCGAGGCCAUCGCGGGCUACUCCCAGUACUUCCACCUGGCCGCCUGGCUCAUCCCCAGCGUCAAGACCAUCGCCGUGCUGUCCCUCAGCGCCGUGGACGGGGACCCCGUGGCGGGGAUCUGCUACGUGGGGAACCAGAGCGUGGAGAGCCUGCGCUGGUUCGUCCUGGCUCCCCUGGUGGUGUACCUCUUCACCGGCUCCCUCUUCCUCCUGGCCGGCUUCGUGUCCCUCUUCCGCAUCCGCAGUGUCAUCAAGCAGGGCGGGACCAAGACGGACAAGCUGGAGCGCCUGAUGGUCCGCCUGGGGCUGUUCACGGUGCUGUACACGGUGCCGGCGGCGGCGGUGGUGGCAUGCCUGGUAUACGAGCAGCACCUGAGGCCCUGGUGGGAGCGGGCCCUGGCGUGUGCCUGCCCGGCGGAGCGUCAGCGCCUGGGGCCCGACCACGCCGUGUUCAUGCUCAAGUACUUCAUGUGCCUGGUGGUGGGCAUCACCUCCGGGGUGUGGGUGUGGUCAGGGAAGACCCUGGAGGCCUGGGGGAGGCUACUGGGGAGGUGCUGCUCCUGUUGGGGCCACAAGCCCUCCAGCGCCUCCAUGUACAGCGAAGCCAGCACCUCCCUGACCAGCCGCACCGGGGUGCCCCCCUCCCAGUCGGACCACAAGUCCCUGUCCCACCCCACCGUGUGACCCGCCCCUGACCCUUUGGGUGGGCGUCGGCUUAACUUAUUGAACUUGAUUGCAAAUGAUGUACAAAGACUUGAGCUCUCCCCUGUAUUUAUACUUGAAUCUUCAAAGAAGAACUUGCUUAAAACAAAAUGCGUUUUGGGAGAAAGUAGAACAAAAUCUUGUAUUUUUGUAUAAUUGUAAUAGUUUGUGUAAUUGUGGACAGAGUUAAGUUAGGGAAAAAUGUCAGGUAGGUUUCCUUAUUUUGUAUAAGACCAUGGCUUGGUUACAGAGAUAAUUGGGAUAUACUACAUUCCCCAAUGAGACUGUACAUACCAUGUCAGUGCUAGUUUCCAAUUCAGUUUUAUGCACAGUGAAUAUAGCUCAUCCAUAUUUAUUUGUUUAUAUCUUUUAUUUAAAAUGGUUGUCAAGUACAGACACGUUCAGAGUGCAGUGCUAGCUUUUAUGUGAAAUUGUUCUUUCAAUUGACAUGAUGGUUAUGAGCCAACUGUAAAUGCUUAUGUGCAAGGUUAAGAAUGUGUCCCUAUAAAUUAAACCUCUGCCUUAGGAUAACUGAUGAAUGUUUAAGAAUGUGUUUUAAUUUGAUGGUCACUGGAUUUUAACUAGCUUUUGCCAGUUUAUGGAAGAACCUUUGUAUAGUCUGCCCCCAUGUGGUCUGUUUUUGUAACUACAA